Molecule: messenger RNA, 1618 nt
Organism: Cololabis saira (Pacific saury)
Lineage: Eukaryota; Metazoa; Chordata; Actinopteri; Beloniformes; Belonidae
Product: pseudouridylate synthase 1 homolog
Exons: 6
Coding region: 217-1485 (422 amino acids)
Biological process (GO): mRNA pseudouridine synthesis; tRNA pseudouridine synthesis
Cellular component (GO): nucleus
Molecular function (GO): pseudouridine synthase activity; RNA binding
Source: RefSeq, a predicted model, not a curated record
AUAGUGCCAUGUGUAUGACUGAAUACGGCAUCUGCAUGAGAUCUACAUGAAGCUAUUUGAGCUCAUUGUUACCACAGGCUUCCCAUUGUUCGUAGACGUCCACUGUUACUCUCAGUAGUAUUUCUGAACCACCUUUCCUGUGCUAAUAACGUCUCCAGCUCAGCUGAUGGAGCAGGUUAAAAGCCGCAGCACAUCUUCCUGACCGUCCAGCCGGACAUGCUUCAUGUUCCGACGCUAUUAAGGACCUUCCUGACCCGCAGGCGGACGCUGGAGAGAAACGCAGGUUGCUUUUUGAAGCUGUUCAGCACAAUGAGCGAAGGCGACACUGAGCGGAGAGGAAAGCAGCUGAAGAGAGCGACAGAAGAGAAUGAGGACUCUGCUGAGAGAGCCGCCAAAACAGCGAGAGCAGAGGAAAAGAACACAGAAAAGGACAAGAAAUAUCCCAAGAAAAAAGUGGUUCUCCUUCUAGCAUACUCUGGGAAGGGAUAUUAUGGCAUGCAGAGAAACUGUGGAAACUCUCAGUUUAGGACCAUUGAAGACGAUCUGGUCAGUGCUCUUGUUAAAGCUGGCUGUAUUCCUGAAGGCCAUGGUGAUGACAUGAAGAAGAUGUCUUUUCAGAGAUGUGCCAGGACAGACAAGGGUGUGUCUGCUGCUGGUCAAGUAGUGUCUCUGAAGUUAUGGUUGAUUGAGGACAUCGUUGAAAAAAUCAAUGAAAAUCUGCCACCACAGAUCAGGGUGAUUGGAUGCAAACGGGUGACCCAGGGCUUUAAUUCCAAGAACAACUGUGAUGCUCGUACAUAUUCCUACAUGCUUCCAACAGUGGCCUUUGCCCCAAAACAACAAACUUGGCAAGAUAGCAAACUUGGCGAUAUAGCAGCAUUUCGACUCGAGCCAGAGACAAUUCCAAGGGUGAACCGGCUCUUUGCUCUCUAUAAAGGCACCCACAACUUUCACAACUUCACCUCCCAGAAGGCUCCAAAUGAUCCCAGUGCCCGUCGCUACAUCUCAGAGAUGUCCUGUGGAGAACCUUUUAUGUGCAACAAUUAUGAGUUUGCAGUGAUUACCGUUCGAGGUCAGAGCUUUAUGCUGCACCAGAUUCGUAAGAUGAUCGGCCUGGUGAUUGCAGUAAUCAAGGGCUAUGCAAAGGAGGAGGUGAUGGAGCGGAGCUGGGGACAGCAGAAGGUAGAUGUUCCCAAAGCUCCGGGACUUGGGCUGGUCCUGGAAAUGGUUCACUUCACCCGGUACAACGAACGCUUCGGAAAGGAUGGUGUACACGAGCGGCUGGAGUGGGAUGUGGAGAAAGAGGCAAUCAAAGCCUUUAAAGAGGCCCACAUCCACCCCACCAUCGUGGAGACGGAGUGUCAGGAGGGCUCCAUGCUCAGCUGGAUGUCCAACCUUCCUAUCCAUGAUUUUGCAGCCACAGCCACUGGAACAAGAGACAGCAAGGACCAAAAACAGGACAACGCAGGGGAAGGAAAUGACUGAUUAGACUUCGAUGUAAGAAGAAAAAUAAAUACACUUUUUCAUCAAAACAUUUUGUCUUAUGUUCAAUAUGAUUGUUUAAAUUUUUCCUUUUAGGAGGAUUACAUUUUUUCCCUUAUACAUAGUUAUUAACAAA